Molecule: messenger RNA, 1485 nt
Organism: Triticum turgidum subsp. durum (durum wheat)
Lineage: Eukaryota; Viridiplantae; Streptophyta; Magnoliopsida; Poales; Poaceae
Source: the annotation of a GenBank genome assembly
AUGGAGGGCCUCCUCGACAAGCCCCUGAACCCGAACAAGCUUCUUAAGGAGCAAUUCGUGAGCAACCUGACGGGGUCGUCCCUGCUGGAGAUCGCGGCGCUCUCCACUAUCGUGCCGGCAGUGGUGGUUUUAAGGAAAUGGAGCAGCAGAGAUAAUAUUAGGAGGGAUUCAGUGAAGAAAAAUGAUGAUGCUCUUGCUGGUCAUAAAGAUGGAGUGUAUUACUUUUCAGCGUUGGUUAUAGAUUUUCUCACUGUUGUAUUGCCUAUACUUCUGAUUUUCACGAUCUUAGCUGAAUGGGCUUAUAUUUGUGCAAUUUCUCUUGUAGCUGUGAUAUCUAUCUACAUCUUGUUUAAAAGGUCUCAGUCUCAUCUCAAGGCUCAACAGCAUCUGCCUUCUCUUAGGGCAGACAUAUCUUCUUACCGAGUGUCAGUGGUUUUAGUGACAUGCGUGUCCAUAUUGGCAGUGGAUUUCAAAAUCUUUCCUAGACGGUAUGCAAAGGCUGAAACAUAUGGUAGUGGCAUUAUGGAUCUCGGAGUAGGGUCUUUUGUAGUGGCUAAUGCACUAGUGUCUAGACAAGCACGAAACAUAACCUCAUUGAGAUGGAAGGCAGCACUGAAGUCCAUAAGUCCUCUAGUAUUUCUUGGCUUUGCUCGUCUUAUCUCUACAUCAGGUGUUGAUUAUCAGGUACAUGUAGGAGAAUAUGGUGUCCAUUGGAACUUCUUUUUCACCCUUGCAGCAGUUUCUAUCCUUACAUCCAUUAUCAGGAUUCAUCCUAAAUAUUGCGGGACAGUUGGUAUGCUUGUUCUUGCAGGAUACCAGGUAUGGCUAAAUUUUGGGUUGAAUAAGUAUCUCACAUCUGAUGAGAGAAGUGGUGAUAUCAUUGGCCAGAAUAAGGAAGGCGUGUAUAGCAUAUUUGGAUACUGGGGUAUGUACCUGAUUGGUGUAUCUCUGGGUUACUUUUUGUUUCAUGACCUUAGUUCAAAAGGAAAGAUUAGGAGCACUCAAGUGGUAAAAGUAUGGGUUCUCGCAGCAUCAUUUUGGAUUUUGGCAAUCAUUCUUGACAGCUAUGUUGAAAGAGUCUCUCGACGAAUGUGCAACUUCGCCUAUGUUAUGCUUGUGUUUGGCCAGAAUUUUCAGGUUAUAUCUAUUCUCACACUAGCGGGGUCCAUUUCACAUGACAAGAAUUUGGUUCUUGAGGAAGCAUUCAAUCAAAAUAUGCUUGGCGCAUUCCUUGUGGCAAAUAUCCUAACUGGUCUAGUAAAUCUCUCAGUUGACACGCUUUCGGCCUCUCCCCUCGCUGCCUUCAUGAUUUUGCUUUGUUGUACAGAAUUCUUGAACAGAAGGCCCACUGUGCUCUAUUAUCAACCACUUUACUACAAGAGAUACUACAUUACAUGUCAGAUGCCAACAUAUCCUGACUUAAGCAAUAGCUUGAGCACCAUGCAGCUCCCAUCGUCAUCUGACGGCGACAUCUUGGCUGGCUGA